AUGGCAAGCAAGCUUGAACCUUGUUCAAUAGGUAUUUUACUCGGCUCAACUGAAGAUUGCCACAAGACUACUUACGCAAAGAAAGUUGGAACAAAUAAGUUGGCUGCUCUACCAGUGGACGAUGUCGAACUAAUUGUACGAAGGAGCGGUUUGAAGGCAGAAAAUGACAGCGUUAUCUGUUUUUAUCAUGAAAUGGUUUAUUUACGCAAGUAUGAAUUUUUGCAAAAAAGUUGUUAUGAUCCCUUUGAAAUGCAUCCAACAAUGGCAAGGAAAAAGUCUUUAUGCAUAAUAGAUAUUGCAAAUGCGGACAAAAUUAAUAAACUCGUUGUGAAAGAUAUCAAGCCUGGUCAAAAGCUGUGCCGAAAACGUUCAUCUCAUCUUGGAAGCAUCAAUGAAAGUUGCAUCGAAGAAGAUAAAGAGUAUAAGCUUGAAGUCGAGUUACAUAAUCUUGCCGCCACAUUUAGCUCCCUUGGUUGCACUCCAGUUAAGACUAAAUUCGCACAGAGAGACCGUGCGGUGUAUCCCAAACAAAAGGCUCAAGAAGUGCAGAUGGCUAUUACUGACGAAGUUGCUCGUCGUUUAAAUGUUGACUCCAAUGAACUUCAAACGUGUCAAAAGUGCACAGACCUUGACGCAAUUAUAGAAGGGAUCAAAGAAAAAUACUCCACUUCAAACAUGGAAGCCACACUAAAACUUAUCACUCUUGCGCCGCCCUCUUGGACAAUAGAAAAAACUGCGAACGAGUUUGGAGUAUCUAACUUCAUGGUCAACAAAGCUCGGAAAUUGAAAAAGGCAAAAGGAAUUUUACCUGAUAUAAGCCCAAUAAAAGCAAGGAAACUGUCGGAAAGCAAAACGAAGGUCAUCAAUUUUCACAACGACGACGAAGUAUCGCAAAUGUGCCCAGGGAAAAAAGACUUCGUUUCCGUUAAAAAUUCAGAGGAAAAAUGAGUCUAUGUUCAAAAGCGACUCUUGCUUGCUAAUUUACGUGAACUGUAUUUGCACUACAAAGAAAAAUCAAGUGGUGAACAUGUUGGAUUUUCCAAGUUUUGUGAACUUCGGCCCCGUUGGUGUAUUACCAUUGGAGCGAAAGGUAUGCAUUUGGUAUGUGUCUGCGAAUACCAUCAAAACGUCAAGUUACUGUUGGAUUCUCUCCCUGGACCAAAACUUGAUCAUAAAUCCUUAAUGGCGAAACUUGUUUGUGAUGUCAGUGAAAGAAACUGCAUGCUUCAUCGGUGCGAGAAAUGUCCAGGUUCUGACAGUCGCAGAGAACACCUUCAGUCUGUCUUUUUGGAACGUUCAAUCGAGGAUGAUGAUGAACUAACUUUCAAGCAAUGGAUGCAUACAGAUGGCACACGACUUAUCACAAGACAGGAACUUACAUGUGACCUCUUGGAGGAGAUCGUUUUGCAAAUUAAUGCUCUAACCAGCCAUAGCUUCAUUGCGAAGGCACAAGCAGCCUACCUCGCACAGCAAAACGAGUCGUUAACUCGAGGCACUGCGGUUGUUUUGCUUGAUUGUGCAAAAAACUACUUAUUUGUUGUUCAGGACGCUGUUCAAGGUGACGACAACAGUCAAGCUACACUGCAUCCACUAGUUGCCUAUUAUCGGAAAGAAGAUGGCAAUCUCAGGACGAUCAGUUUCUGUGUGGUCAGUGAUUGUCUGAAGCAUGAUGCUACAGCUGUGUAUGCAUUUAUCAGCAUUAUCAUUGCUCAUCUCAAGAAAUUAAUUCCAGGUCUUUCGUUGGUGAGGUAUUUCAGUGAUGGAGCCGCCAGUCAGUACAAGAACUGUAAAAACCCUUUUAACUCUUUUUCAUCCGGUGCCAAUUAG
Molecule: messenger RNA, 1827 nt
Organism: Paramuricea clavata
Lineage: Eukaryota; Metazoa; Cnidaria; Anthozoa; Malacalcyonacea; Plexauridae
Source: the annotation of a GenBank genome assembly